Messenger RNA from Ustilaginoidea virens, 789 nucleotides. RefSeq lists its product as uncharacterized. Gene Ontology annotation, biological process: protein transport to vacuole involved in ubiquitin-dependent protein catabolic process via the multivesicular body sorting pathway. Bases 1 to 789 code for a protein of 262 amino acids. The record is from RefSeq and is a predicted model, not a curated record. Lineage: Eukaryota; Fungi; Ascomycota; Sordariomycetes; Hypocreales; Clavicipitaceae. Gene Ontology annotation, cellular component: ESCRT II complex. The transcript has a single exon.
AUGUCGCGAAAGGGCGUCGGCAUCGGGGCCUUUGACAGGUCCCGCCUCACAUCCGCUCACUUUGCAUCUCACGGGUCCUCUCUCCGCGCGAGCAAUGCGCGAGCCCUCGAGACGCAGCUAGCCGUCUUCCGGUCCCUUCUUCAGCAGUUCGCGCAGACCCACGCCAAGGACAUCCGGUCAGAUCCGUCGUUCCGAGCGCAGUUUGCGCGCAUGUGCACCGCCAUUGGCGUGGACCCUCUCGCCAGCAGCAGCAGCAGUGGCGGCGGAGGGAGCUCGAUAUGGGCGCAGCUCCUCGGAAAAACAGUCAAUGACUUUUACUUCGAGCUCGCCGUGCGCAUUGUGGAGAUAUGCGGCGCGACGAGGGGCGAGAACGGCGGGCUCAUCGGCCUGCCCGAGGUGCGUGACCGGCUGUCCAGGGGAAGGACCGAGUCCGGCGCCGCCACCAUCUCGGAUGAUGACGUUCGGCGCGCUGUGGAAACGCUCCGUCCGCUGGGGGGUGGAUACAGUAUCGUGCCUGUCGGGCAUAAGGAGUAUAUUCGCAGCGUGCCGAGGGAUUUGAGCAACGACCAGGCGGCCGCGGUGGAAGCCGCCCAAGUUCUGGGCUACGUCAACGUCAGCAUGCUUCGAGAUAAUCUGGCCUGGGAAGGAGCACGGUGCCGUACAGUUGUCGAUGACUUGGUCGCCCAAGGGAUGUUGUGGAUCGACAAACAGACGGGGGGAGAGUGGGAGUACUGGAGUCCGAUCUUCAUGGUUGACGUCGACGCGUUGUCUGCGUCCGUGGGUGAUUGA